Annulohypoxylon truncatum is the source of this 2606-nucleotide messenger RNA. Its product is annotated as HET-domain-containing protein. The record is from RefSeq and is a predicted model, not a curated record. The coding region runs from base 597 to 2546 and encodes 649 amino acids. NCBI's taxonomy places the organism in Eukaryota, Fungi, Ascomycota, Sordariomycetes, Xylariales, Hypoxylaceae. The transcript has a single exon.
ACCGACUCGAUUCAUAGGACUAAAUUAGUAUAUUCGCUUACCUAAAAAACUAGUUGCUGCUACUUCUAAGUUCUAUCAACGCGUUGAAACGGCACAGCAUUUGCGUUUCAACCAACCGCACUCACAGCCCCAUCCCGCAGAUAAUUCACGAGGCACGCAGCAAUGGCGCAGCCUUUGAUGCUUCUGGAAAAACCAUUCCCUGGCCACGUAAUAAGUCUUACUGUUUCAUUGGACUAGAAGGAUGUAUAAUUUGCAUCUUAAGAGUAUGAACGUCCGGCCGAUACUCUACUUGAUGUAUCAGAUUUCAAAUCACAUGGUGUAGCCAGUCUAUCUAAUCGCUUCGCCGUGAUGUCUAUUGACGUCUAGGUGGCGGUGCAUUACCUAUCUCCAAUUUCUCCAUUAAGGCUCAUUUUUCAGUCUUUAGUGUCACUUAACAUAUUAAAGCUAUGUCAUUGGCAUAAACUAGCUUAUCGGCCACGACUAUUGUCUCAAUCGCUUAGUUAUAGCGUAGCGAAUGCGGGAAUGCGUUUAUUCCCUUCUUUUCCCGAAACCGAGCAAAAGAUCUAUAGGCUAAUCUAUAGUCUCAGCCCUACGCUAUGAUGAUGAGAUACCAAUAUGAUCCACUGCCGGGGGAGGCCUACGUUAGACUCGUCACUCUCCAUCCGGGCCGGUUCAACGAUGCCGUCGUCAUCUCUUUUCAUACUUCACCGUUCUCUAGCGAUGACCCGCCUCCAUAUGAGGCUCUAUCAUACACAUGGGGCUCGGGAAAACGCCAUUGGCCAAUUUACGUCACCGACCUUCUUACUACGACCGCAACGUUGUGGAACGUUGUACGUGCUAAGUUCAAGAGAGUCAUAUCCCAACAAAACCUGGGCAUUGCUUUGAAGCACUUACGUUAUGUCGAUAAGCCGCGAGUCAUGUGGAUUGACGCACUCUGCAUCAACCAAGCGGAUGAAGUUGAGAAAGGCUCGCAAGUCGCGAGGAUGAGCGAGAUAUAUCGACUCGCGCAUCGAGUAGUAGCCUGGAUCGGGCCGGAGGAGAACGACAGCGACCAUGCUAUGGAGUGGAUGGAUUUGCUUAGCUCUCAGGUGGAAGUUGAUUUUUCAAAAUUUGAGCUAAGUCCCGCAAAGAAUUGUACCGACCCUACAAUAGGCAACGUAGCUGUUCCCCUCGAUUUCGAUGCCAGGAGUGCGGUUUCGGUCUGUCAUCUGCUUUCUCGGCAAUGGUUUAGUAGAUUAUGGGUUCAGCAAGAAGUCGCCUUAGCCAACUCGGAAGCAAUUAUCAAGUGUGGUUUCUAUCAAGUUAAGUGGCAUAACUUUAAGCGAGCCUUAGCUUGUUUAUAUUUGAAGUCGAAAAGUUCGACCGUAGCGAGGGAGCAAUUUAACCUCGAUCUCAUGUCCCUCACCGGCUUCUUUCGCGGCACGACGCAAAAUUCCAUAAUAAAUUUACGAGAGAAUUUUGGAAAAUCGCAUUGUAUGGAUCCGCGGGACCGCCUCUAUGCCGUUUCAGCCUUAUUACCUGAAAUCGAACGGGCUUUCGUUUUACCUCCGGACUAUACCAAAUCCUACGCGGUGAUUUAUACACAUGUCGUAACUGAAUUCAUCAAGACUUAUCGUGGCUUAAAUAUCCUGACUAAAUGCGAGCUUCGGGACAACUCGCCGUGUCCGAGUUGGGUUCCUGAUUGGUCGGACUGCUUUGCUUGGGACCAUCGUAUAGCUGGGGUACACAUCCAAGCAUCCUCCCAGCUUGGUCCAUCGUACGAAUUUCCCGAGCAUGAGGUGUUGAGAGUGAUGGGUAUGUCUAAAGCAGAAAUUAGGGAAUGCCAUCAGGUUCCGAUCGUAGGUGACGCGGAUCCUCAUAUGGCUCUUAAAACCCUUCGGACAUUAGCCUCGAAACUAGGCGUUGGAGAGCAGACCACACUCGAGGAUUUCGCCCGGACUGUCGUCGAAGACGCACUUGCUGACAACUAUGAUGUACAAUCAGAUAUCUAUUUAGACAUAGACGAGGCUAAAGAUGUUAUCUCAUUAAUCAUGUCAGGCCACCAAUUCAAGGACGACGACUUCAUCUGGCCUUCCGCCUGUACGAAGCUGUUAAGAUGGGCCAGACUGUCGGGGGCACCAUACUUUCAGACCACAAGCGGUUCGACAGGGAUUGCUCCAAGGGCAGCACGGCCUGGUGAUGAGAUUUGUGUUAUUCUUGGCUGUGCUCUUCCCUUACUGCUUCGGCCUCUAGGCAAUGGGAAAUUUAAGUUGGUCGGUCCGUGUUUUAUGGUCGGUCUCAUGCACGGCGAGGCCUUCCUCGGACCUCUUCCCAAAAACAUUCGAAUGGUCGAAGCUUUUGAUAAUGAUACCAGUAGGUUGACGUUCUGGUUUAAGGAUGUCAUUUCUGGUGAACUAUUUUACGAAGAUCCACGGCUAAAGUCGCUACCUCUAGACAUCGAUCCUUUCCGUAGUUAUUUAUCACAACACCAUUCCGCUGUUCUCGCUACAGACCCGGAGGCAUUACAAGAAUGCGGCAUUGGCCUAAAGCAGAUUGACCUUAUAUAGCCUUAGCAUUAUUAUUCUAUAAUCCAACUCAGGGUAGAGAUUGAUAUCUCACAUAAUAUC